UUAUUGCGUACAUGAUCCGUGCUCACCGGCUGCGCACUCCAAGAACCACAGGCAACGGUGAACCAGUCCACACCCGCAUGUUGUGAAAACGUUUUCUUCAGUAGCAUGCUUCUUGUGUGACUGAAUUAAAUAAAAUACUGCACACGCUGCAUUUCCCUCUCCGCUUUGCGAGCUGCUCUAAGCUUGAGAGCGCAUCUGUCCAGCUGUUCAAAUCAAAUCGCUAAUAUGGAAAGUGAACGAGGAUCCUCAAAUCAAUACGGCUCCCUGGAAUGCACUAAAUGGAAUACAGACACUUCUAAAACAGCGGAGGAAGACGUGGUCUCCAUGGCGGACUCCACCAUCACCACCGACGACAUCGAGGGCGAGCUGUUCAAGAUCGAGCGGAUCAGAGACGUGCUGGUCCGACGAGAGUCCGAGCUCAGAUACAUGAUGGACGACAUCCAGCUGUGCAAGGAGAUCACUCGCCUGAAGAAGGAGCUGCAGAAGCUGGUGUCCGUACCAGAUAACGACAAGUCGAGCGAAGACCGUCAGAAGGAGGAGGAGCUUCUCCAGCAGAUCCACAAGCUAGUGGAGACCAGGGACUUCCUGGUGGACGACGUGGAGUUCGAAAGGCACAGGGAGAAGGAGGAGGAUAAGGAGAUGGCAGACUUCCUCAAGUCAAAGUUUCCUAAAAGCUUGAAGAAGAAAGGCUCCACCCCCUCCAGGAGAGUGACAUCCCGGAACCAGCAGGCCUCGUCCCCUUUCGCCAAGACCGGCCUGACCCUGCUCAAGGAGUGUUGUGGCUUCACCUGCUCCAUCAUGUAGACAGCAGUCUACAGGGAGUCCCAGCUUGCGGGGCUGACUGAGGGGCCAUGAUCCAAGAUGGCCACCGCAGUGUCACAGUUUCAGCUAUUCAACCUCGAGAAAGACUUGAAGCGCGGCCAGACAUGGUGUCGGUUCAGAGGGUUAAGGGUGGGGUGUCGUAAAGAGAUUGGUUGGUGUGCUUUUUCUCUCCCAGUCUAUAUGAGUUUUGUCUGGGGUGUAUUUGUCUUUUUUGACUUGUUCAUUGUUCCUCUCUCUCUCUCUCUCUCUCUCUCUCUCUCUCUCUCUCUCUCUCUCUCUCUCUCUCUCUCUCUCUCUCUCUCUCU
This is a messenger RNA of Osmerus eperlanus (European smelt), 1127 nucleotides long. It is a transcript of the gene pik3r6a, whose product is annotated as phosphoinositide-3-kinase, regulatory subunit 6a. The coding region runs from base 226 to 804 and encodes 192 amino acids. Lineage: Eukaryota; Metazoa; Chordata; Actinopteri; Osmeriformes; Osmeridae. The record is from RefSeq and is a predicted model, not a curated record. The transcript has 6 exons.